UCUCCGCUCCUUGUAAUUUGAAUUCUCUCUCUCUCUCUCUCUCUCGGGGAGAAGAGAACGGAAACAAAUCUCACCACGCGGAUCGUGUAGGCCGAAUUGGGUUGGGUUCAGGUCUAGGAGUAAAUCUCCCCCUCCGGAAACAUCAAUGGAGAACGGCAACAACAGCCUGAGCGCCGUAUCUCGGGAGAAGCUGGAUCAGGUGGCGACAUGGGUCAGCAUCGCCGUCGUCUCCGCCUUCUUCUCCUCUCUCGAGCGAUGCUCCUGCGUCAACCUCACCACCACCGAUCUCGACGACGAAGAAGAUGUCCAUUUCGACCCCAAUGGACGUCCUCUCACCCUCUCUCGCGACAUGGUCUGACUCCGCCCAUCUCCCCCACCGUAGAUUUUGUUUAUUCUGGAUUCCUCGCUCGGUAACGUCUUCCACGAUUCGCGAUGUUAUUGGCUAGGGAUUUCUUCGUCAUUGUCGCUGUUGACCUUGGUGUGUGAUUCUUUUAUAUGUAACCGGAAUUUUUCCGAAUGAAAAUUCGUCUUGCCUCGUCGCGUGCGAUUCAUUCGGGAUCCGAAUCCUGCAUUUGAGGUUUUGAUAACGUGAAACCGAGCAAUCAUGUGGUACGAUUCAUUUGCCGUAUGGUAUGAGAUGUUGUGUUCUUCAUCCUCUCCAUUUCCUACAAGCUGUCUCACAUUGUCUUAGUGUCCAAUUGUGUUCACCUCAAUGCUAAAUUACAUGUGUUCAUAAUA
This is a messenger RNA of Tarenaya hassleriana, 738 nucleotides long. RefSeq lists its product as uncharacterized. The record is from RefSeq and is a predicted model, not a curated record. The transcript has a single exon. NCBI's taxonomy places the organism in Eukaryota, Viridiplantae, Streptophyta, Magnoliopsida, Brassicales, Cleomaceae. The coding region runs from base 146 to 358 and encodes 70 amino acids.